CCAAGGCGCGUGCCCCGGUUUCAAAAGCUCGGGGGCGGGCUCUGGGUUUCGCGCACGCGCAGUCUCCCUCUCCCCCACGCUGGUUCCGCGUCUCCUCAGAACCGUGCCUCCGCCUGGCCUGAGGUGUCUCGUGUCUGGGGGCGGUGUGGGCUGUCGCCGCCGCCGCGAUGGGCAAAACUGCCGACUGUCGGGGCCCGGAAGGCCGGCCCGACCCGGUGCGGAGCUUCAACCGUUGGAAGAAGAAACACAGCCACAAGCAGAGCCAAAAGAAGCAGUUGAGGAAGCAGCUGAAGAAGCCCGAGUGGCAGGUGGAGCGCGAGAGUAUCAGCCGCCUCAUGCAGAACUACGAGAAGAUAAAUGUAAAUGAAAUUACAAGAUUUUCAGAUUUCCCUUUGUCCAAAAAAACAUUAAAAGGUUUGCAAGAAGCCCAGUACCGUUUGGUAACUGAGAUACAGAAGCAGACUAUUGGAUUGGCUUUGCAAGGGAAAGAUGUUCUUGGAGCUGCCAAGACAGGAUCUGGCAAGACUUUGGCUUUCCUUGUUCCAGUGUUGGAAGCCUUAUAUCGUUUGCAGUGGACCUCAACAGACGGGCUGGGGGUUCUGAUUAUAUCACCCACAAGAGAACUGGCCUAUCAGACUUUUGAGGUUCUCCGAAAAGUAGGAAAGAAUCAUGACUUUUCGGCUGGUCUCAUCAUUGGUGGAAAGGAUCUGAAACAUGAAGCUGAGAGGAUCAAUAACAUAAAUAUACUUGUUUGUACUCCGGGUCGGCUUCUUCAACACAUGGAUGAAACAAUAUGUUUUCAUGCUACCAAUCUCCAAAUGUUAGUUCUUGAUGAAGCAGAUAGAAUCUUGGAUAUGGGCUUUGCUGAUACCAUGAAUGCUAUUAUUGAAAAUCUUCCCAAGAAACGUCAGACUUUGCUUUUCUCAGCUACCCAAACCAAAUCUGUAAAGGACCUUGCACGCUUGAGUUUGAAAAACCCUGAGUAUGUCUGGGUUCAUGAAAAAGCAAAAUACAGCACCCCUGCCACUUUGGAACAGAACUACAUAGUUUGCGAGCUGCAGCAAAAAAUAAGUGUGUUGUAUUCCUUUUUGAGAAGCCACCUGAAGAAGAAAAGUAUUGUAUUUUUCUCCAGUUGUAAAGAGGUCCAGUACCUGUAUCGGGUGUUCUGUCGGCUACGUCCUGGGAUCUCUAUCCUUGCGCUGCACGGCCGGCAGCAGCAGAUGAGAAGGAUGGAGGUCUACAAUGAAUUCGUCCGCAAGAAGGCUGCAGUCCUCUUUGCUACUGACAUUGCAGCCAGGGGGCUGGAUUUCCCAGCUGUGAAUUGGGUUCUUCAGUUUGAUUGUCCAGAGGAUGCCAACACAUACAUUCACCGAGCAGGUAGAACUGCCAGGUACAAAGAGGAUGGUGAAGCUUUAUUAAUUUUACUUCCCUCUGAAGAAAAAGGAAUGGUGCAGCAGCUUCUCCAGAAGAAAGUGCCUGUGAAGGAAAUCAGAAUUAAUCCAGAAAAACUUAUAGACGUCCAGAAAAAAUUGGAAUCAUUUUUAGCACAAGAUCAAGAUUUAAAAGAAAGAGCUCAAAGGUGUUUUGUCUCCUAUAUACGCUCAGUGUAUCUGAUGAAGGAUAAAGAAAUAUUUGAUGUGAGCAAGUUACCUAUACCUGAAUAUGCCCUAUCCCUUGGUCUUGCUGUGGCACCUCGGGUAAGAUUUCUUCAGAAAAUGCAGAAACAACCCCCCAAAGAAUUGGUGGUGAGCCAAGAUCACAAACAAAUUGAGCCAAGGGCUCCCUCCCUCACCAAUGAUGAAGUAGAAGAAUUUAGAGCCUACUUCAAUGAGAAAAUGUCCAUCCUUCAGAAAGGUGGGAAAAGACCAGAAGAGACAGAAUAUACACCGGGUAAGGGGAUUAGUGAUGAAGAGGAAGAAGAGAAGGAAGAUGAGGAAGAAAUGGAAGAGAAACUGGCAAAAGCAAAAGAGUCUCCACUUCAGUCUGUCCCUAGCACUGGGGAGUCCAAGGAAGCCCCUGGGCAGUUCUUAGACAGAGAUGAGGACGAGGACGAUGGACACGAUGCUGAUUUCUUCACAGUGAAGCGGCACAAUGUGUUUGGGUUGGACCUUAAAGAGAAUAAAACACCACAGAAGAAAGAACCUUCUAAAUCCAGUGUCAAGAAGAAAGUGACCAAGGUCGCAGAAGCAAAAAAAGUAAUGAAGAGAAAUUUUAAAGUGAAUAAGAAGAUAACAUUUACUGAGGAAGGGGAGUCGGUUCAGCAGUGGCCUCAGAUGCAGAAGUCUGUCUCCAAGGAUGCCGAAGAGGAGGAGGACAGCACUGGGGGCAUCAACUUAGAUAAAGCAAAGGAAAGGCUUCAAGAAGAGGACAAAUUUGACAAAGAAGAGUAUAGGAAGAAGAUCAGGGCCAAGCAUCGGGAGAAAAGACUGAAGGAAAGGGAAGCCAGAAGAGAAGCCAGUAAGAGACAAGCAAAGGCCAGAGAUGAAGAGGAAGCUUUUCUGGAUUGGAGUGAUGAUGAUGAUGAUGAUGAUGAUGGAUUUGAUCCAAGCACACUUCCAGAUCCAGAUAAGUACAGAAGCUCUGAAGAAUCGGACAGUGAUGAUACGGAGAAUAAAAUUAGUGAUACCAAGACGAAGCAGGGAAUGAGGAAAAGGAACAACAGCGAAGUGGAAGACGUGGGACCCACGAGUCGUAACAGAAAGAAGGCCAAGUGGGAGACCUUAGAGCCUUUGGACACAGGCCUGUCUUUAGCAGAGGAUGAAGAGCUGGUGUUACAUCUGCUCAAAAGUCAAAGCUAGAUGCUCCGUGCUCUUCUCCUUGAGACCUCUGGUCAUGAUUAUGUGGACAAGAAGCUGAAAAAAACAGUUGGCUUUGGGGCACUUAGGUAACAUGAGUCCCAUGCCCAAAGGAUCUGUCCUCGGACCAAAGCAGUUCUGUUUCUAAGCCCCUUUCACGGGACAUGUUUGUGCCAUCCCAGAGCAAACUCAGAGUGAGGGUGGAUUACAAAGUUUCUUGAUCCCAUUUUCAGGCAUGUGCUCUGUUAGAUCUUAUCCGUGGAUUCCUACAUCUUGUCACUCGAAAUGCUUCCUUUGUUUUACCGACAACUUCUGGAGACCUUGUUUCAUUGUUAGAAAUUCCUAUCUUGCUUACCAUACAGAAAUUUCUGUGUAUUAUUAAGCAAAAUUGCUCACAUUUUUGAUGUAUUUAAUAUCUCUAAAGAGACAGAGUAAGAUGGACCAGUCCCGAGAAAGGAGUAUUUUUGAAUUGCAACGAUCAAUAAUAAACAUAUUUCCUAUAAAAUA
Messenger RNA from Leopardus geoffroyi (Geoffroy's cat), 3302 nucleotides. It is a transcript of the gene DDX10, whose product is annotated as DEAD-box helicase 10. Gene Ontology annotation, molecular function: ATP binding; nucleic acid binding; RNA helicase activity. The record is from RefSeq and is a predicted model, not a curated record. Gene Ontology annotation, biological process: rRNA processing. The coding region runs from base 168 to 2798 and encodes 876 amino acids. Gene Ontology annotation, cellular component: nucleus. The transcript has 18 exons. NCBI's taxonomy places the organism in Eukaryota, Metazoa, Chordata, Mammalia, Carnivora, Felidae.